UACCUGUACUGCAUAUUCGGAACGGAUCAUUUUUAACAUAAGAUACUACUGGGUGCAUUACUUCAUACAGAGUUACUUCAUACAGAGUUUUCUCAAAUAUGAAAGAGGAAGUUUCAAAAAUAGUAUAUGUAAAAGAAAAAACAUUUUCCGGACAGUCCAAAAGUUGUUAUUUAACAUCAGCCUCUCAGCACGCUGCAAACAUCUACUACUACUUCUCCUACGCUAGUGAAUAAGAGUUUCAGCUACAAAAGGUCAGACUUACUUGCAAGGUGAAAUAUUUUCUUUUUCUGUUUUUAUUGGAGGAUACUUGGACUCUGAUAAGCAAUUUGAGAUUCAGUGUUCACUGUUCCACUGUUUCCUACCACAAGGUGGCGCACAAAUAAAAUGGCUGACGUCCAACCUCGCUCAGGCAAUGAAAGCCUUCAAUGCAAACCAGACGAAACAUACAAAUAUCAUGUAUACACUGCUAUCUACUCUGUUGUGUUUAUUUUUGGGCUGAUUUUUAAUAUAGCAGCCUUGUAUGUGUUCUGUUUUGUCAGCAAAAAGAAGGGGAAUGUAACAAUAUGCCUGCUGAACCUCGCAGUUGCAGAUCUCACCUUCAUAUGUUUCCUGCCAUUAAGAAUAUCCUAUUAUGGAAAUAACGCUACAUGGAUAUUUGGGGACGCGCUUUGCCGUAUUACCACGUACUCAUUUUAUUUCAGCAUGUACGCCAGCGUACUCUUCUUGGCCUGUCUCAGUUGCUUACGAUAUUUCUCUGUGGUGUUUCCAGACAGCAUAAGUGUUAAGACAACCAUUAAACUAUGUGCGUGUGUUUGGUUAUUUUCAGGAGCCAGCACCUCGCCCUUUUUUCUGUCAGGAACUCAAAUUCGUGAAAAUGUGACAAGGUGUUUUGAGCCUUCGGGUCAGCUUUCUUGGACUAGGGUCAUGUACAUGAACUAUUUUGCUUUGAUUUGUGGAUUUGUCAUACCAUUUUUGGCUACUGUGAUAUUUAAUGGGUUACUCAUUAGGCAUAUUAGGCAAAUACCCAUGGAGAAAAAGAAUAUUAGAAAAGUAAUCAUCAUGAUUGUCCUUGUCCUUUCAGUGUUCUCUCUCUGUUUUUUACCCUACCACAUUCAAAGAACAAUACAUCUCCAUUAUUUGGUUCAUCACCCAAACAUCUGCAGCUUACAUGCUGUCCUUCAGAGAACCGUUGUUGCAACUUUGUGUUUGGCUGUUCUAAAUAGUUGUCUGGAUCCGCUUCUCUAUGUAUUUGUAGGUCAUGGGUUCAAGCCGUGGCUAGAGUUUAUAUGCAAGUCUAAGACUGUGUUGUACUUAAUUCCUACCUCAACUGAUAUUGGGGACCAGCAAUUGACAGAAGUUCAAAUGGAGGCAAUGGUUAAAGGAUAUGAAUGAAGUAUUGUAAAGAAAUCAGUACAACCCUCUUAUUAGGGCUCAUUUACUAUGCAUGGUGUAAUGUACCAAGAUGCCAAGCUGAAAGUUGGAACUGACUCUAAAUGCGACAUGUCCCCUAGCUUGUAUUAUGGCGCUUAUAUGCGCAUAACGAGUGGGUGCCACAACUUGUUCAUUAUGUGCUUGUGUGUGAUGUAGCUGGGUUAGUCACAUCCACCGCUCGUAUGUAACACGCAUGAGCGCAAAAAAAGUGUAAUAAGAUCAAAAGUGUUUAGUGGUUUUAGAAUUAUUUGUAAGUAUAGUGCCUAUGGAAAGCAGUGCUCUCUUUACCUCCUGUACUGGUUAAUAUUUGUAUGUUAUCUAUAUGUCUGAUUUAUAUACCCAUCUAUUGUACAUUGUUGUCAAAUACACUGGUGUUUUAUACAUAUUUGUUAAUAAUAA
Molecule: messenger RNA, 1830 nt
Organism: Xenopus tropicalis (tropical clawed frog)
Lineage: Eukaryota; Metazoa; Chordata; Amphibia; Anura; Pipidae
Product: provisional ortholog of cysteinyl leukotriene receptor 2
Exons: 3
Coding region: 385-1392 (335 amino acids)
Biological process (GO): G protein-coupled receptor signaling pathway; signal transduction
Cellular component (GO): membrane; plasma membrane
Molecular function (GO): G protein-coupled receptor activity
Source: RefSeq, a predicted model, not a curated record